This is a messenger RNA of Ceratotherium simum simum (southern white rhinoceros), 1377 nucleotides long. RefSeq names its product PICALM interacting mitotic regulator (gene PIMREG). The record is from RefSeq and is a predicted model, not a curated record. Lineage: Eukaryota; Metazoa; Chordata; Mammalia; Perissodactyla; Rhinocerotidae.
AGGAGCAGCUGUGCCGGGCGUCCGGUCGACGUUGGGGGCUGUUGGGUCUGGUGGACAGAAUAGACUCUUGGCCAGGCAGAUGGCCUCUCGGUGGCCAAGCGUGGGGGUCUCCAUGCGCCGAAGAUCUCUCCAGGACCAGGAGCAGCUGGAGGAGAGUGAGAUGCUGCAGCCUGCAGUCAGCCAUCCGGAGACCUCCAGUGGGGCCCUGGGCUCCCUGUGCAGACAGUUCCAAAGGAGGCUGCCUCUGAGAGCAGUCAGCCUCAACCUGGGGGUGGGCCCCUCCUGGAAACGCCUGGAAGCCCCAGAGCCAGGGCAGCAGGGUCUCCAGGCUGCGGCCCGCUCAGCUAAGAACGCCUUGGGUGCCGUGUCCCAGAGAAUCCAGGAGUCCUGCCAAAGUGGUACCAAGUGGCUGGUGGAAACCCAGGUGAAAGCCAGGAGGAGGAAGAGAGGGACACAGAAGGGCAGUAGCCCCCCAGCUCGCAGCCUGAGCCAGAGGAGCACCCGGCUGUCUGGAGCUGCCCCUGCCCACUCAACCCUGGACCCCUGGGAGAGGGAGCAUCACGGCCUCUCCGCCCAGAUAGGCCCACGUGGCCACCCCCUGCGACGGGCCAGGAGGGAGGCUGCCUUCCGGAGCCCCUACUCCUCGACAGAGCCCCUCUGCUCCCCCAGUGAGUCUGACAGUGAUCUAGAGCCUGUGGGGGCAGGAAUUCAGCAUCUCCAGAAGCUGUCCCAAGAGCUGGAUGAGGCCAUCGUCACUGAAGAGAGUGGCGACAUGACCCUUUCUCUCAUUCGUGACUGAGGACAGUGCCCUUCAGGUAAUGCUCCCUCCCACGCAUCUCUCUCAGUGUCUUCCUCCUCCUCCUCCUCAGGCAUAAGCACAUAUGCAUAUCUGGAGGCAAGUUAAAGAACUGAGUCUUUUCUGGAAAAACCCACAGAGUUGAUGGGCCCAGCAGAGUAGGAAGGGUGCUAGUCUUCCUACCUGCUCGGAGCCAGACUGCUGACCCCACUGACCCCAUCACUAACUGAGCACUCCGGAGCCCCAAGUAGCUAGUGCCACCUUCCAGCUCCUCAUUUUGGGGGGAAGGAAGGCUAAGGUGUCCCCACUUCCCCUGCCUUGAGGGGCAUGAAGGGAGCUCUGUCUUGCAGGAAACAAGCCAUAUCUGGCCACCAUGCCCUCACACCUAGGCUCCGUGCCUCCCUGUGAGUUCCCAGAGGAAGCCCCCAGGAGUCAGCAGCGCCCCUGGGGCACUGUUAUCAAAGACCUGACUGACAAGGGCCCAGGGGGAAGCUGCUCCGGGGCCUCUGCUCUCCUGCUCCGGCCAUAUCUAGGCCCACCAUGACCUCCUACCACAGCCAAAGAGUGACUCGGGGAGACCU